AUGUCCCACAGGGCGCGAAGGGGGCAGGAGGAGGAGGAGGGGGCGGAGGAGGAGGCGGCGAGGGGCAGCCAGGCGCGGCCCAAGAGCCAUCCGGAGCCCGCGGCGAGCGGCGGCAGGACGCAGGACCGGCAUGAGAGGAAACGGAAGAGGCAGGAGGCGCAGCAGCUCCAGAAGCUCCAGCACCUGGAGUCCUUCUAUGAGAAACCUCCCCCAGGGCUAAUUAAGGAAAAUGAAACAAAACCAGAAGACUGCAUACCUGAUGUGCCAGGCAAUGAAAGUGCACGAGAAUUCCUGGCACAUGCCCCGACGAAAGGGCUUUGGAUGCCUUUGGGAAAAGAAGUCAAAGUCAUGCAGUGUUGGAGGUGUAAACGUUAUGGACACAGAACAGGAGAUAAAGAAUGCCCAUUCUUUAUUAAAGGCAAUCAGAAAUUGGAACAAUUUAGAGUAGCACAUGAAGAUCCAAUGUACGAUAUAAUAAGGGAAAAUAAACGUCAUGAAAAAGAAAUGAGGAUACAGCAACUGAAGCAGCUCCUGGAGGACUCUACCUCAGAAGAUGAUGAUGAUAACAGUGAUGACAGCGAUGAGGAUGAUGAAGAUGGCAGCAGCUCCACUUCCUCAGAAUGUAGAGAUAAACACAAGAAAAAAAAGAGAAAGAAGGAAAAGAAAAAAAAAGAAAAGAAGAAGAAGAAAAAGAGAAAGCGUAAAUCGUCUAAAUCUAAUGAGAAAUCGGAAUCUGACUGAAGGCAGUCACCUGAUGCGUGCUCAUUGACCACUACUUGUGAACUGCAAGGAGAGAUCCAAAGAAUGAGGAAGAAAGCACCAGAAAGGGCUUUAUUAAACUCAGAUCAUACAGAUGGAUACAUACAGCAUCCUACACUGGCUGUCCUCUUCUGCCCCUCUGCAGUGCUGCAGCCAGAAAGGAGAGAGCUGCACUAAACAACACUCAAUCAACCCUAUCUUUACACUGUAAAACCUGUGCUAAGGGUCAUCUGUCUUGGUCAAACUGGGCCUCUGUUGCCACAUGUGACUAUCAGCAGAAAGCAGUGACUACUGAGGUAUCACCAACAAAUCUGCAGAAUUCAACAGACUGUCUAUUGAAGUGUCUUUUCUCCAUGAAGUUAUUUUAUUAUAUGCAAUGCCUCAUUGUAAUGGGACUGCAGUAUGCACCGUGCAGAGCACUGACAGUUCACUUACAGUGCUUAUAAUAAGCAGGUUGUACUGUAUUUUUUUUUCUCUGCAUACUGUCUAUGUGCUGAAGUUCAUUGUACUUAUCCUAGUACUGGCAGCUAGGGAAAUAAAGAGCACUGUUGAAGGGGGAAAAAAUUGAGCAAGGGGAUUUACUUUAAGACAAAAAAGCAGUGUCAGCAAGACUUGGUGGUUUUUUUUGUGUAGCAAAAUCUCAUGAUCAUCAUCACCAUUUAUACACACAGUUCUGCAAUACCUGAAGUGUUCUCCAAACCACAGGAGUAGGAGCCAAGUGUAACGAUGUUAGAUGUUCAACUUUAUUGUGAAGAAGUAGUGUUUUUAGUUAUUUACAAAGGGGUUUUCAUGUUAGAAAUGAAAAAGAGUAAUUUCUACGUAUACUUCAGUAUCAGUUGUUUUGAUACAUUUGAGGGGUUUUUUUCCUUUUAAAAAGGCUUGGGGAAGUAAGCUCCAACUUAUUUUUUGUGUUUACUAGAAUUACUUUAUGUAGUACUAUUUUAUGAAUCAUCCUACAAGAAUAUAAAUGAGCAAGGCUUUCAAAAUGGUUUUCAACUAUAUGCAUGUAAGCCACAGAACACUAGUAAAGAACUUGUAAGCAGGAAGAAGGGAAGGUUCUGUAUACUUAAUUGACCUUGUGGACUGACCCCACUUUUAAAUAAUCUUGCAAGGCAGACUUGACUAGAAAGAUUGAGAUAGCUAUAAACUGCAUUAAAGUAAGCAGCUGUUUUUGAAACAUCAAGGUAGAGUGGUACAAAGCUGCUAUUUGAGGACCUAAGUGAUGGAUAUUGGUAUUCUGCAAAAGGAGAAAGGAAAAGGGAGGACUUACAUAGAACGUAGUCUCUGUGCUUAUAUUGGAAAAAAAAGCAUGAUAGAGCUCUAACAUAGUAGAGUGUGCAUUAACAGUGGAAUUAAGGAACCAUAGACUAAAAUGCAUUUAAGACUUUUUUUUUUUUUCUCCUGAGAACUUUGGAAAAGAGGA
Gavia stellata (red-throated loon) is the source of this 2182-nucleotide messenger RNA. RefSeq names its product RP9 pre-mRNA splicing factor (gene RP9). Bases 1 to 741 code for a protein of 246 amino acids. The transcript is spliced from 6 exons. NCBI's taxonomy places the organism in Eukaryota, Metazoa, Chordata, Aves, Gaviiformes, Gaviidae. The record is from RefSeq and is a predicted model, not a curated record. Gene Ontology annotation, biological process: RNA splicing.